Chroicocephalus ridibundus (black-headed gull) is the source of this 2892-nucleotide messenger RNA. RefSeq names its product microtubule associated protein 10 (gene MAP10). Gene Ontology annotation, biological process: mitotic spindle midzone assembly; cytoplasmic microtubule organization; positive regulation of cytokinesis. Gene Ontology annotation, cellular component: cytoplasmic microtubule; midbody; mitotic spindle pole. The transcript has a single exon. NCBI's taxonomy places the organism in Eukaryota, Metazoa, Chordata, Aves, Charadriiformes, Laridae. The record is from RefSeq and is a predicted model, not a curated record. The coding region runs from base 10 to 2445 and encodes 811 amino acids. Gene Ontology annotation, molecular function: microtubule binding.
GGGACCGCCAUGGCGGCAGUGGCGGCUGGGGGCGCGGAGGGUCUGUUCGCGCUGGAGGUGCUGGUGGAGGCGGUACGGGUGGCGGCGCCGGGUCCCGCGCUGCGCCCGGCUGUGGCGCUGCGCCUGCUGGACUUCCCCACCCUUCUGCUGCGCCCCGCCGCCGGGACGGCCCUGCGGCCGGGACGGGCCUUCCCCUUCGGCCGCGGCAAGCGCUGCCUCUUCCGCUGGCCCCGGGGCUCGCUCUGCGCCGCGCUCCGUCGCCGGCCGCUCCGCGCCCUGCUCCUGGCGCUGCCCGCCGGGCUCGCCCCGGGGCCUCCCCGCCUCCUCGGUAGCUGUGGCGUCUCCCUAGCCCCCGCCGCCGCCGAGCUGCUGCAGCGGCCCGGGGCGCCUGUCUCCUGCGGCCGCCGCGGCCGCUUCCCGUUGCGGGACGCCGCGGGCCGCCCCGUCGGGGAGAUGGUCCUGGGCUACCGCCUCACCAGCCUGGAGGCCGGUGAGGAGCCGGCACCGCCCAGCCCCGCUAGCCCCCGUGCUGCCACGCUGCCUGCCACCUCCCCUGAGCCUGGGGGGGAGGAGGAGGAGGGGGAGGGGGAGGAGAAGCUGGAGGGCAACAUCUUUUGCCCCCCAGUGCUGUACUAUAGCCACGAGCCUGCUGAGCCUCAUCCACUGCCAGCGGCAGCAGCCAUGGGGAAAAGGGAGCAUGUCGAGGCCUGGAGACCGCAGGAGAAAGACGAGGGCCAGAGCCCCCCACGUCCCAGUGCUGGGCCCUCGCUGUUGCACCCUGCCAGCCCUCAGCAGCUCCACAACACCCUGGGGCAGCUGCCACUGCUCAGCGCCUUGCUGGCAGAGCUGUCAUUGCUCACCCACAGCACUAUGCCUGCUGCUGUCCACCCCGAUCUGGUCCAGCGCUACCAGGCCCGGGGGAGUGGUGGCAUGGCUGCACGGUCCCCCAGCCCCAGCCGCUCCUCUCCCCUCAAGCCUGCAGAAGCAGCUGAGAGGCCUGGUGGAAGCAGUGGAGCUGCCAGCCCUCGAUUCAAGCAAGGCAGGCAAGAGGCCACCCCGCCAAGGUCUUCUCGGGCUGGGAGAGGACCUAAGAAAGCUGUACCCCAGGGAGAUACAGGCUCUGAAAGGAACUGCAAAACUAAGGAAAACAGACCUCCCAGAAGAAAACUCUUGUAUGGGCUGACAAAUACAUUGAGGCUACGGCUGCAGCAGACCAACCCUGAUAAGCUGAUAAUUCAUGAAAGGAGAGAGCAGUACAGAAAAAAGCAAAUGGAGAUGCUGAAGGGGAGAAGCCCUUUAUCCAAAAGAAAGACACUCAGAAAUGCUGGAGAACAGCAUGUGGUUUCUUACAGGCAUUGUAUCAAGGGAGACAGUUCAAAGCAGAAUAAUCAGUUUGAUAAAACUGUUGGGACUUCACUAGAAAACGGUGCUCUCACAGAGUGCAUUUCUGUGAUGGGAGAUGUGUCCCCUGACCUGCAGGAACAGGCUAUUGCAAGUCUAUUGAAGAAGGACGAAAUUGCAAGUGAGGAACGUUCAUGCAAAGUAAAUGCAGACCCCUUGGUGGAUGAACCUGUAUUUAAAUCUGCUCAAAAGGAAAAGUAUGUGAAAGCCCAACUGCCAGCAGCUUUCCCAUCAGAUGCUAAUGUAAAGGGAAGUAAUGAGGAAGCAAUACACUUAAUCCAUCGUAAAACCACAGAGCAUGAUACAGCAUCUGUUGUCAGUGAUCAUAAACCGAGCCCCAGCAGGAGUGUUGAAAACAAUUCUGAAUUCAUAUACUCAGAUGACUUCGUUGCUAGUCCUGAGAACACAGUUUAUUCAGAAGAUUUCACCAGUGCUGAGUGUACGGGCAGGGACUCAGCAGCUCUUGACAGCAGUCCUGAACCUUUGUGGCUUGAAAGCCCAAAGCGAGGUUGGUCAGAUACAGAGCCGGAAUCCAGCAGGUCCAGAAUUUCAAAGACAAGUCAAAGAGCUGAAGGUACUUCAGACCUUGUGCCAGUUCCUUCAGCUUCAUCUCCAGUCCAGUCUUUGAAGAGAAACAGUGACUUAAAAACCAGCAAGAGAACUAGUGGUGAAUCUGUUGAUUCACUUAACCUUGCUCAAAUGGAGGCAUCAUUAUUAGAUGAAGAACAGGAAGCUCAACAGAUCAGUAAGGAAGAGAACAGGGCUGAUCAGCACAUUAAGCAAGUAUCUACACUGAGAAGCAAACAAGUUAGCUCUGUUACUGAUCCGAGUAUAGGAAAGGGGCAGACCUCUGCAGGAAAAAGCCAGCCAGUAACUCAGGUUAGCUCACUCUUGCCGUCUAACAUGUCUGAUCUUCAACUUAGUGUCCUGGAAAACAGUAUGUCAGACAAAGAGGAUGAUUUUCUGGGAAAACUAUGUGUUCCUAAUCAAUACAAAGACAUCAGUGAACUUGUAAUAAACAAGCUUCCAGGAUACACAAUGUAAUUACAAGUUGCCGCUGCCUGGAUUAAGAUAUGAGAUGUAAACUUUAUAAGGCCUGUUACGUUUAGCUGCAAUAUAUACAAGUUAAUUUAAGACUUUAUCAUGCACAUUUAAUACACUGGUGAAUUUACUUAAGAGGUCUUUUAAAUAAACGACUGUUUGAAUCUCUAAUGAAUGGCUCUUAAGUGGUACCCACAGCAUGAGUUCAGUGUCAGUAUCUUAAUACAAAAGUAAUCCAAACAGCACAAGAAGCAUAACUUAACUGUCAAAAGCAGAAAUGAAGACAGAAGCACCAAAUGCAGUCAGUACCCACAAAACUUGUCCAGGGUAGAAGUAACAACGUACUACAGGAACAGCCAAGUACAAAAUACACUCCUAACUGAACAUUUUUAUUCCUUAUGAAAAUAGUUCCAUGCUUUAUCUUCAUUACAAAUAGUUACUUAAAACAUA